Messenger RNA from Rhipicephalus microplus (southern cattle tick), 1554 nucleotides. Its product is annotated as heparanase. Lineage: Eukaryota; Metazoa; Arthropoda; Arachnida; Ixodida; Ixodidae. The record is from RefSeq and is a predicted model, not a curated record. Gene Ontology annotation, molecular function: hydrolase activity, acting on glycosyl bonds. Gene Ontology annotation, cellular component: membrane; extracellular matrix.
AUGCCCCGUGGAUGCCAGUCUGGAGUGCCCGUUCAGGGAGCUCGCCGCGUCUGCAACUUUUCCGUGGACCUGGGUGCACCAGCACACAUCGUCGACGACCGCUUUGUUUCGUUCAACCUGGACGCCGCGCUCUUCCGACGAUCGUGGGACUGGCUAGAGCUUGACCUCGAGAACCCUCGCUUGCUGGCACUGUGUCGAUCCCUGGCGCCGAGCGUACUCCGUGUCGGAGGCACCACGAGCAACCUGCUGCUGUUCAGUGAGAAGAACCGCACCACGCCGGACCCGGUGCGCGACUGGCAGAACAACGUGCUCUACCCGGAGUACAAGGGACCGCUCGUCAUGCAUGGCGACGACUGGAUUCGUCUGAACUCGUUCGUGAAGGCCGUCGGCUGGGAGCUUCUGUUCAGUCUCAAUGGACUGAACAGGCGCAGCGGAGCCUGGGACUCAUCGAACGCCGUGCGCCUGUUGCGGUUCAGCGACUUGCUCAAGCUUAAGGUGCACUGGCAGCUCGGAAGUGAACUGGAGGCCACCGGUUUGGUGCAUGCGGAUGAGCUGGCUCGCGACUACAGUGCCCUGCGGCACCUGCUACUCUUUUGGCCGGCGAAGGGCAACCUUGUGGGUCCAGACAUUGGAGACACCUCACCGGAUGCCCUCGCAUUCCUCGACGGCUACCACCACCGGAACCCCACAGGAACUGUGGCCGACAUCCUGAAUGGAACAACGCUCCGUGGCCUCUCGGACGGCAUCCAGCAGCUGUGGUCGGUGCUGAAGCGAAACGGACUGCACAAGUCGCUCUGGAUCACCGAGACCGCGUCUGCCGCCGGUGACGGACUGCUCGCCAUCUCGGAUACAUACGCUUCGUCGCUCGUCUGGCUUGACACUCUGGGCACGGCCGCCAGGCAGGGCGUUUCAGUGGUGUUCCGCCAGGACCUGGUGCAGGGCAACAACCGGCUGCUUGCCGACGACGAGUUCCGACCGCUGCCCGACUACUGGAUCAGCCUGGUGCAUAAGCGGCUGGUCGGCACUCGUGUGCUCCAGCUGCGCACACAACCCAAGGAUGACGCGGUGCGUCUGUACGCCCACUGCCUCAGGGAUGGAGCCAUCAAGCUGCCUCAAGCGUACAUCGCUGCCUCUGUUAAUUUUGUAACCUUCCUGGAAGUUCAGACAUCAAGUGAAGUCAAGCGAAAUUUCAUGUACAACAUGAACAAGUACAUUGUUAAAGGCCACACUAGCAAGAAAGCCGGUCACCGUGGCGGGGUCAUCGUGUUCGGCCUGAACCUGUCCAACGAGACGGCCGUGCUAUCGGCCAUGGAUCCCGAGCUGCAGGCGAGUCACGUAAUGGCUUACGCGGUGGGACCCGACCCCGCCGGAAACCUGGUGGCGGAGGACGUGCUGCUCAACGGACGUCGCCUGACACUCAGCGAGUCUCUCCGCUUUCCGGACAUCGUGCCGGCCGUCCUCCAUCCUCGGCAGUCCAUGUCGAUCAGCGCUUAUUCUAUGGCCUUCUUCGUUUUCGCUGACUACAAGGCGCCCGCCUGCACAGGAACCUUCUGA